This is a messenger RNA of Saprolegnia diclina VS20, 700 nucleotides long. RefSeq lists its product as hypothetical. The transcript has a single exon. Gene Ontology annotation, molecular function: carbon-sulfur lyase activity. NCBI's taxonomy places the organism in Eukaryota, Oomycota, Saprolegniomycetes, Saprolegniales, Saprolegniaceae. The coding region runs from base 39 to 584 and encodes 181 amino acids. The record is from RefSeq and is a predicted model, not a curated record.
UCCGAUCGUCCUCAUAUCCAAAUCACCACAGCGCCAUCAUGAUGCUCGCUCGCGCCUUUCGCACAGCGCACGCCUCUCGCCUGCCCGUCUACCGCGCGACGUGUCGCGGCCUUGGUACGUCCACGGGCUGCAAGGCGUCGUGCCUCUGCGGCGCAUGCCAAGUGGCGACGACGACAGCGCCAAAGUGGGUUGUCAACUGCCACUGCUCGCAGUGCCGCCGAGCGCUCAGCGCGUCCUACGCGUCGCUCGCGGGCUUUGAUGUCGACGCGCUCUCGGUCACGAAGGGCCAUGACCACAUCGUGAGCCACACGACCGGCCGCGAAGAGCGCUUCUCGUGCAAGAUUUGUUCGUCCAAGGUGUAUGCGCACUUGCACCAUCUGAACCACAAGGCGAUCUACAACGAUUCGUUCACGAGCCCAAACCACGGCCCGGACGGUAAGAUCGCGCCGGGUUUUGCGCCAGCGAUGCACAUCUUUUACACCUCGGGCAACACGAACGUUCUCGACGGCUUGCCCAAGUACGUCGACUUGCCCGCUGCGUUUGGUGGCUCGGACAAGACAGUACCGGAGAAGUACCACCACUAAAUGGCCGCUGCAUGUCCCUUGCACUCGAGCAGCUCGCGUCCACCCGCUUCGGCGGCGAGCGUGUUGUGUAGCCCACUUCUAACGUUGAAUCAAAACACAAUGUGGUUUAGUUGAUA